AUGUCUUUCAACGUCUACAUGGUCGACUUUCUCGGCGUCUCACGAGGCAUCUUCGUGCAGACCGACGAAUGCGGAAGAGACAGCGGUCAUCUUUAUCAAGUAAUUGGCGACAUGCAGAACGGCAUGAUUCAUGCACACAAAGAACUAAAACGACCAAGCAACUCCAGCAGGUUCAUCGGCACGGUAUCCACAUCUCAAUACUCGCAAGUUCGCGCUAUUUGCGACUCUAUUACGGCAGGACCACCGAAAAUUGAUCCUGUGAAUUCUCUCCGUCAUUAUCAAGAAUGGACGAAUAAUGUGGUAGAAAUGCUCUUUGCUAGGGGACUUUUGCAGAGACCCAACCCCCUAUCGAUGUCUACACAAUUCCAACACGCCUCGAGGCGUGUUGAUCAAUGCUGCUCGCCAAUAAAUGAUAGCCGUAGCUUUGACUGGUUGAGCGCGAGUCGAAUGCAAGCUCCAGGGAUGGCGAUGUGA
This is a messenger RNA of Sclerotinia sclerotiorum 1980 UF-70, 474 nucleotides long. RefSeq lists its product as hypothetical. The record is from RefSeq and is a predicted model, not a curated record. The transcript has a single exon. Lineage: Eukaryota; Fungi; Ascomycota; Leotiomycetes; Helotiales; Sclerotiniaceae. The coding region runs from base 1 to 474 and encodes 157 amino acids.